This is a messenger RNA of Dreissena polymorpha, 1157 nucleotides long. RefSeq names its product U1 small nuclear ribonucleoprotein C-like. Gene Ontology annotation, molecular function: zinc ion binding; pre-mRNA 5'-splice site binding. Gene Ontology annotation, biological process: spliceosomal snRNP assembly; mRNA 5'-splice site recognition; mRNA splicing, via spliceosome. Gene Ontology annotation, cellular component: U1 snRNP; nucleus. The transcript has 5 exons. The coding region runs from base 118 to 534 and encodes 138 amino acids. Lineage: Eukaryota; Metazoa; Mollusca; Bivalvia; Myida; Dreissenidae. The record is from RefSeq and is a predicted model, not a curated record.
AACCUUUGUGGUGAUCUUCAUAACUAAUUUUAUUUUUCUGCAUCAGUUUCAUGUGCGUCGGUUUCCCUUAAAUUUAAUUUUAAACUUCUUUCUUUAUUACUCAUCGAUAAAACAUCAAUGCCAAAAUACUACUGUGACUACUGUGACACCUACCUCACACAUGACUCACCGUCAGUGAGGAAGACCCAUUGCAGUGGUAGAAAACACAAGGAAAAUGUCCGCCUCUACUAUCAGAAGUGGCUUGAAGAACAGGUUCAAAAGCUGGUAGAUGACACAACUGCAGCAUUCAAGGCAGGUUCUAAGCCAGGACCUGGUCCCAUGCCUGGGCCCCCUAUGAUGCCAACCAACCCCAUGGGAGGCCCCAUGGCCCCUAUGGCCAUGAUGCACGGACCUCCAGGACCCAGACCAAUGAUGAUGCCAGGGAUGCGGCCAAUGGUACCAAUGGGACCAAUGGGAAUGGGGCCGCCAAUGCAGUUCCGGGGAGGGCCCCCUAUGAUGGGACCACCAGGGGGUCCCCGAAUGAUGAACAGAUAAUCUCUAGUGUAUAACAACAGAUUGUUGUUGUUUUAAUUUCCUGUGGCUUUUCAUUUGCACACUGCUGAAUACUUGUUUAUUCCACUUUUUAUAAACACGAUAAAUACCUGGUAGAUUUUAUCUUAUGUUUUCCACUGAUCAUUUGUUUGAUUAUCAAGUCAUUUUGUUAUUAUUGAACUGUAUUUUCUACACAAGAUGAAUUAAUACUGUCAAGUCUGUUACCUUGUGUUAAUUCAAUAUUUAGAUGUUAUUUCCUGAAAUUCAAUUUUUAUCUAUAUUUUCUAGGACUGAUGAACAGGUUAUCUCCAUCUGGCAUUAUAUUCAUGUGGUUUCUGAUAAAAUGUCAUUCAGUGUCUCAAGAACAAGUUCAUAUAUCUGUAGUUUCUCUGCAUAAUUGUCAUCAUUGAUAUCAGCCCCAUGAGCAUUGUAAUAUUUGAUUCUUUAUAGCCUCAUCUUAUGUAUCAUUUCAAUUUACCAAAAUGAUGUUUAACCAGUACUACAUUUUUCGGGAAAGCCAUCGUUGUGUUUUUUUACGCAAAUUGAUAGUAUGCACAUCACAUCAUUUUUUACGUUUGAUUUCCAUAGUAUGUCUAGCAAAGUUUGGAUAAUAAAAGUAAAGACAA